AUGGCGACGGCGGCGGCGACGGUUCCUUUGUUGGGUGGACUUGUUGUCUGCAAGCAAUAUAAUGAAAAAAGUGGGCUUUUUGCAGGGCUCCGGCUGACUGAGGAAGGGAAGGAGGUCGGGGAUGGCAUGCCGUCGGCCGGCGACGUUCACUUGUACGCCCGCCAGAUGUUCGACCGAACGCUUCUGUGGAGAAAGAGCAAAACCCAGUGGACGUCGAGCGGCCCGGACGGCCUCAGCGCCCUCCCGGACGACGCCAUCCGCCACGUGAUCGGCUUCCUGCCGGCGCGAGACGCAGUGCAGACGAGCGCGCUCGCCCGGGGCUGGCGCAGCCAUUGGAGGUCCAUGCACAGCCUCCGCUUUACACCAGUUGCCGGGUCGGUGACCGUCGCUGGGCUGAAGAGGUUAGUAGGCCCCCUGUUGCUAGAUCUCCGUACACCUCUCGAUGAAUGUGUCAUCGAUGUCAAAGGAUUCUGGCAGCUCCACGGCGAACUCAACAGCCUGAUUCGGCAUGGCGUGUCCGAGUGCCGAGUUCGAGCUCUCACAGUCAGUCUGGUAGACACGCACAGAGCAAUAUAUGGGCAGCCUCUCGUUUCCAGGCACUUGGCGAGAUUGGAGCUUCGCCAUGUAACAGUGCCAGCAGAAUGCACGGUUCUUGAUUUUUCAAGUUGCAUGGAGCUGGAGGAUCUUGUGAUUUCUUGCUCUCAGAUCUAUGCUAACAAGCUCUCGUCCCCAUCCUUGAAGCGCCUCAAGAUUGAGGAAUGCUGCUUAUUUCCAAGGGGCUCCGUAACUUGUAUUUCUGCCCCGAAUAUUGUUUCACUGGAACUGGAUAAUAUUCGUAUUACAACUCCUUGGCUUGAGCGUAUGCCGUUACUGGAAACUGCAUGUGUCAGGCUUGGCCACAGCUGGCCUUUGCAUUGUCAAUGCGGUGUUGCCUGGCGCUCUUGUGGUGUAUGUACAGAACUCCACUUAAUGGAGCUAGCAAGCUUCUCGAGUGCUACGCAUCUGGAAUUAACAGCACCCUAUGUGAAGGUACACACAACACUUCAAGUCUCACUUUCCCUUCAUUAA
Triticum turgidum subsp. durum (durum wheat) is the source of this 1068-nucleotide messenger RNA. The record is from the annotation of a GenBank genome assembly. Lineage: Eukaryota; Viridiplantae; Streptophyta; Magnoliopsida; Poales; Poaceae.